Penicillium longicatenatum is the source of this 1278-nucleotide messenger RNA. RefSeq lists its product as uncharacterized. NCBI's taxonomy places the organism in Eukaryota, Fungi, Ascomycota, Eurotiomycetes, Eurotiales, Aspergillaceae. The coding region runs from base 1 to 1278 and encodes 425 amino acids. Gene Ontology annotation, molecular function: transferase activity, transferring alkyl or aryl (other than methyl) groups. The record is from RefSeq and is a predicted model, not a curated record. The transcript has a single exon. Gene Ontology annotation, biological process: alkaloid metabolic process.
AUGGCUAAGACUUUACUUGAUGAAAGCCCCGAAUUUCAAUUCGGGCAUUGUCAAUUCGCCUUGAAUGGCGUUUCCACAUCGUCGGUGGACCUUGAACGUCGAGAACAUGACACAAGAAUCACUCGCUAUCCUUAUUACCCGGUUGAGCUUUCGAUCUGGCAGCGAGUGAACUCAGAGCUCGACAGCUUUGAGACUGUCCACCAUCGCUACUGGUGGAGUCGUCACACCGGAAAAGCUCUUGCAGUUCUGCUAUACAAUGCUCGAUACCCACCAGACUUGCAAUAUUGGAACCUGAGAUUUUUCGCUGAAGCCGUGGCUCCUCACCUUGGUGUUUCUCCGGAAAUCUUAGGGAGUGACACCCCAAUAUGGCCGAGCUUCAUGACUGAUGAUGGAACUCCUGUCGAAUUAAGCUGGGACUGGGGCACAAAGGAUGCACCGCCGAUGGUACGGUACUCAGUGGAGCCGAUCGGGCUGCAUGCAGGCACCUCAGUUGACCCUGGAAACUUGACUGCUGGACCAGCCUUUCAAGAGCGGCUGAACCGCUCACUGCCGACUAUGAGAUUGGAGUGGUUCCAUCAUUUCAAAGGUUUCUUCAGCAUACCCAACGUCAAAGAAGGCGAGUUUCAUGAGGAUACAAUAGAUCAUAACUCUAGUAUCUUCUACGGAUUUGACUGCUCAGAAACUGAAAUCACACCAAAGGUGUAUUUCUUCCCUAAGCUGAGAGCAAAAGCAUCCGGCCAAUCAAAUCUAGAUGUGCUCUUCCAGGCGAUGCGCACCGCUCCUCACGUCACUGAUAAAAAUUUCAAGGCUGGUGACAUCUUUCACGCCUUUUGCUCCAGUGUGGGCAACAAACUGCUAGAGCACGAGAUGCUAGCUAUUGAUCUUAUUGAUCCGCUGCAGUCUCGGCUCAAGAUCUAUUUCCGAUCCCGCGAGACAACCUUCAAGUCAGUAAUUGAUAUCAUGACGCUUGAAGGUCGGAUCCAGAAUCCUAAGCUGUACGAAGGACUGGUAGACCUCCACAGGCUCUGGAGCGCGCUAUUUGGAAUAUAUGCAGUGGAUCAGCCUCUACCCGAAGUUGAGCAUCGCACCUCAGGGAUACUCUACAACGUCGAGUUCAGGCUUCGCGAAGCAGUGCCUGUGGCUAAGAUAUAUCUACCGGUUCGGCAUUACUCUACAAGUGAUGAGGCUGUGAUCCGUGGAUUGAACGACUACUUUCAAGGCCGGCAAAAGGGCAAGUACAUGCCUGACUACAUCAGGGCUAUGAGUACACUGUUGUAA